This is a messenger RNA of Salpingoeca rosetta, 2822 nucleotides long. Its product is annotated as heat shock transcription factor. Gene Ontology annotation, molecular function: DNA-binding transcription factor activity; sequence-specific DNA binding. The transcript is spliced from 3 exons. NCBI's taxonomy places the organism in Eukaryota, Choanoflagellata, Craspedida, Salpingoecidae. The record is from RefSeq and is a predicted model, not a curated record. Gene Ontology annotation, biological process: regulation of DNA-templated transcription. Bases 344 to 1711 code for a protein of 455 amino acids.
GCUCGUUGUGCCUCAGCAGCUCUGUCAUCAGCACACUCUGAUCUGCGGUGCGACCUCCACACGUGAACACCCUCAGCACCCACCCUCGCCCUCCCUCUCAAAUUCCUCGCUGGAACAGGCUUUCACGCCCCAAAAGCCAUCCAUCGAGCGAGCGAGCUGCCAGCGUCGCAUCCAACCACCAUUCCCAACCGCAGUUGUUCGCAGCUUGUCUGAGCUGGGCCUCUGUUUCUUUGUCAGCCUGAGGCACCUGCUGGCAGCCAGCACCCACUAACCAAGAGAAACCACAAGCGGUGCUUUGGCGCAGACAAGUCGUCAGCAAAACCAGAUCAACCAGAAACACGCUAUGGAUCGCACAUCUUCACGAGCGUCCUCUGUCUCGGCAAAACAGGAGCCCGCCGUCCUCUCUUCAUCUUCAUCCUCAAUGAAGCCGGUGCCGCAGUUCCUCACCAAGCUGUACAAGAUGACCAACAACCCAAUGCACCGCGAUUGCUUGCAGUGGAACGAGCAUGGCUCGUGCUUUUGGGUCUCGGACAUUGCCAAGUUUUCCCGCGACGUCUUGCCAACGUACUUCAAGCACAACAACUACGCAUCCUUUGUGAGGCAGCUCAACAUGUAUGGGUUUCAUCGCAACACCAACUCCAAAGGCCGCGUGUUGCCGGGCGUGGGCAUGGUGGAGAAGUUCAGCAAUCCAAACUUCUUGCUCGGUCGUGCAGACCUUCUCUGCAACAUUCGCCGGAAAGCAAGCUCAUCAAGCAAGCGCACAAAAGCAGCGGAAACACCGACACCUAUGCCUUCCAACGACACCACGGCGGGCGCCAUGGUGGAGUCCAGGCUUGUUGCCCUUGAGCGCCAAGUCCAAUUUCUUCAUCUACAGAACCAGGCGCUGGCAUCACAGUCGGCGAGACAGCGCGAGGCUCUGGCCCACCUCAUGCAGAUGAUUUCACGCAUGACCAUUGGCCAAGACCUCAGCAGCGCAGAGGCUCUGGCACAGUUUCCAGCGUUCUCCAUGCAACAACAACAACAGCAACAACAGCAACAGCACGGCAACCCAUCUCAAGCGCAGCAGGCAGGAGAUAUGAUGGCAUCCUCGCUUGCAACAUCCCUGCUCGGCUCCAGUGCGGCCAAUGGCCUGUCCUCCAUGGGCGCACAGCAAAGCUCUUCCUUUGGGUCGCCACAACAGCAGCAACAGCAACAACAUCACCACCAACAACAACAGCAGCAGCAGCAGCAGCAGCAACAGCAACAACACCACAACCAUCAGUCCGAUUUCCAGCCUCAGCAGGCAAGUCACUCUCAGCAGCACCAGCAACACCCGUCGCAACAGUCUGAUUUCCCACUUUCACAGACGCGAGCUCAGUCGUCACUCAGCGCAUCGAGCGUGCUGAACAGCCUCUUUGGUCAAACGCUGGCUUUCAACCGGCAGCAACAGCCAGAACAACAACAUCAGCAGCAACACCACCACCGCGAUGACAGACAACAUCAACAACACCAACACCAACAUCAACACCAACAGUUGUCACAAGACGCACUGCAGGGGCAGCGCCUUCCACUGUUUGGCCAGCGCGGCGGUUUCAUGAGCGGGCAGGACUCGGGUGGGUUUGGUGACAUGGGCGGAUUUGGUAGCGUGACUGAUGGGGGACCCGUGGAGCCAAUGGACUUGGAUGUGAUGCUUGAGCACAUGGAUGAUGGCGGCUCGAUGAGCUCGCUCUGAGAGAUGCGUGGAUGCGUGACGGUGGUGGGAACUACGGUGAUGAGAUGGUGAUGAUUAUGGUGUGGUGCUGGUGCCGGUCAUGCCACGCAUGAUGAGGGUGGUGGGGGGGCAUGAUGCUAAGUAUGACGAGAAUGACAACGGUGGUGGUGGCGACACGCUUGAUGGUGAUGAGGACAGUGGUGACGAUGAUGACUUGAAUCGGCCAGCGCGUGCGCGCUUGUGUUUGGGCUGAUAUUAUCCUAUGGCGGGCAACCAGUGGUGUGCCGUGCGAAGUACUGAGGGGAAGAGGCUGCUGACGAGGAUCGGGUGCGUUUGUUGAUCAAGAAAGGGAACGGCGAAGAGAGAGUAAGUGACAGAGCGGAGACAGCGCGCUUUGGGUGAGACGAAAAGGAUGGGCGAGUGUUGCUGAUCGCGAAGCUGGCUGUCAUGGAGCUUGUUGAGGUGAUAGUUGCGCAGAUACAGACAGACAGACAGACAACCCUGCAGACUGGCGCGGCUGAAGACGAAGGUGGAGACAGACAGCCGUGUUGCGGUGUUACCGAUUGGACAACCCUUGUUGUUAUUUUUUGUUUUGCUUGUUGUCGCGAGGCUGCUUGCAUGCAAUUUGGUUCAUUCUUGCUUCGCUCUUGUUUGUGCUUUUAUGAUUGAUUGACCGACCCACCCUUCAGUGUUUCGUUUUAGCGGCUGCUGUCAUUGGUGUUGUUGGUUCAGCUGGAGCUUAAAUUGUUUGUCGCUGGUGCAUUGGUGAUUGUUGUUUGUAGUCGUGCUCACGUCAGCACUGUCUUCAGCCUGCGUUGAGCUGUGCGUGUGCGUGUGCGUGUGCGCCCCAAUGCCAAUCAUGGUUUUGCGGCACAGGGAUGUGCCUCUUUUCGUGGUUCGUGCUUGUUUUCAUUUUUGUUUGCUUCCUGGUGUGUGUGUGAUUGGGGAAGGAGGGGGGGGAGUGCCUCUGUUGCUGAAUAUGCACCAUGCAAACGUGCCGCGUGCCGUGCAACUGAGGGUGUGGUGUGUACGUUGACGCAUGUGCGCUCUUAUUGUGUGAUUGGACAUUCUGUGUGUGUGUGUGUGUAUGUGUGUGUGUGACCACCAUCAGCCGCCAUUACAUGCCCUCUCG